Messenger RNA from Sphaeroforma arctica JP610, 258 nucleotides. RefSeq lists its product as hypothetical. The annotation marks the transcript as partial. The record is from RefSeq and is a predicted model, not a curated record. NCBI's taxonomy places the organism in Eukaryota, Ichthyosporea, Ichthyophonida. The transcript is spliced from 2 exons.
CCAGAUCUAAAAAUAGAACCAAUGUGCUCAAACGAAUGUCGCUCUCGAAGCUGACAGGGCGUCGCAGCAGUGAGAGUGCUCUCUCACCCAGUCUUGGAGGAUCACAGCACUUCCGAACCAAGAUAGUACUGGGCAACCUCAGGGUGGUACAUCGCAACAAACUAGAACUCAUCCGUACGCACUGUCAACAGUCUGCGGUCGAUCUGCGCUGCCGCAUCAACGCCGCUGCUGAUGUACUACAGGAGGUACUCACACAGA